GAUUUCAUGUCGCGAUGCUCAAUUCACUGCAGUCUUUUGUGAUGUUGUUGGUGCUGUCUCUGGUGAAUUAUGGACCCCUCAUCUGGCGUUCAGAGAUGCCUCGGAUAACAUUGUCCAAACAACAUGACGUCGGCCAUCCUCGGUCCUGGCCACAACGCGAUUCCAAGUCAACGCUUGACAUAUACCAUCUUUACAGCCUUUGCAGCUGACAGUGCGACGCGUUGCUUCAUCACUCCUAACAUAGCUCGACCAAUCUUACCUCGCUUUCAAGUUCCGAAGGCCUCAGCAUAUCAGCGAUGACUUCCCCUUCCGAGUUCCAUGGUUGGCUAGGCCACGAUAAGAAUGCCGCGCAGGGCAACAUGACCUGGUCAUCCUUCAAACCCAAGCCGUUCAACGACAUAGACAUCGAUAUCAAAGUCUCCCAUUGUGGUAUCUGCGGCACCGACAUACACACUCUGCGAUCUGGCUGGGGUGCGACACACUAUCCCGUAUGCGUCGGUCACGAAAUUGUAGGAAAUGUUGUGCGAGUUGGAGACAAAGUGAAGAACCUGAACUUGGGCGACAGGGUUGGCGUAGGCGCGCAAGCUUUCAGUUGCUUGAAGGACGACUGCGAGGAAUGUAGCGCAGGCAUCGAACAGCAUUGUACCAAGAUGGUUGGCACAUACAACGCCAAGUACCCGGAUGGAAGCUGGAGCAUGGGUGGAUAUGCAGACUAUGUUCGCGUCCCAGCGCAUUUCGCCAUUAGGAUACCAGCUGGGAUAAAGAGCGAAGAUGCAGCGCCCAUGAUGUGCGGCGGCAUUACAGUCUAUGCGCCGCUGAAGAACAACGGCGCAGGCCCUGGGAAAAAGGUGGGAAUUGUAGGCCUAGGAGGCUUGGGACAUUUUGGCGUCUUGUUUGCGAAAGCUUUAGGCUGCGAAAAGGUCGUAGCGAUAAGCCGACGAAGGAACAAAGUCGACGAUGCAAAGGCCAUGGGCGCAACAGACUAUAUUGCCACGUCUGAAGACGAGAAGUGGGCGCGCAAUCAUAGCCGGACCCUAGACCUUAUCAUUAGUACGGUAUCCUCUCCAGACAUGCCUCUUGAGUCAUACCUUCGCCUCCUUCGCACGGGUGGAUCCUUCAUACAAGUCGGCGCGCCCGAGGACAAACUCCCUCAAAUCGCUGCAUUUGGUCUCAUUGGUAAAGGAUGCAAGAUUGGAGGUAGCCAGAUCGGCAGCCCCAAAGAGAUAGAGGAGAUGUUAAAAUUCGCUGCUGACAAGGGGGUUAAGCCAUGGGUGCAAAAGCGCAACAUGAAGGACGCGAAUAAGAGUGUGGUUGACAUGGAGGAGGGACAUGCGCGUUAUCGUUAUGUUCUCGUAAAUGCCGAUCAUGGAGACAGGGCGAAGAUGUGAGCGUAUUAGGGUUGUCACGUCAUCUAGGCGAGCAUAUACCAUCCACGAAUCAAGCCACCACAUCAACUCUACUAUCGACUUGCUCAAACACAAAUCUUACCAGACGAUCCGAGAUUUCUGACGCUGGCGUUUGCUUCACAAACCUACACUGUCUCGGAGAUCCUCGUCUUCUUCGCAAGUCCUCUUGUAAUGUCUUACACCACACAGGUUGAUUCACGAUGCGCGUCAAGCCAGUGCUGUACUACCACCAUUGCCUCAUUGUGCACGCAGUGAAAGUGAUUCCGCAUUGCUUGGGUCAUGCGUGAGACGAAUCUCCUCCGCUGCCUCAAACCGUUACCCCAAUGCCUUCGUUCUCACUGGCUCAGAUCUCAGGGCCACCCAAGGUUCCACGUCUGCGCGAACCAAACGGGUUGAGUCGCACAGUAAAAGCUUGC
Molecule: messenger RNA, 1822 nt
Organism: Alternaria alternata
Lineage: Eukaryota; Fungi; Ascomycota; Dothideomycetes; Pleosporales; Pleosporaceae
Product: cinnamyl alcohol dehydrogenase
Exons: 1
Coding region: 297-1388 (363 amino acids)
Biological process (GO): alcohol metabolic process
Molecular function (GO): zinc ion binding; alcohol dehydrogenase (NADP+) activity
Source: RefSeq, a predicted model, not a curated record